Xyrichtys novacula (pearly razorfish) is the source of this 2658-nucleotide messenger RNA. Lineage: Eukaryota; Metazoa; Chordata; Actinopteri; Labriformes; Labridae. The record is from the annotation of a GenBank genome assembly.
GGGUUACCAGUGCGCAUGUGCAGAACUUCACACGUGUGGUAAACGUUCAGUCAAGCUGCAUGCAACUCUGUUGGAGAUAGUACGUAGCUUCACAAAAGAAUACUUUGCGAAAUAAAUCCGUACAUUAAGUCUCGUUUUACUUCAGAUUUAGAGGAAACAAAUUAGGCCUCCGUGAAGCAUUUCGCCGAGAGGGCCGGAGAAGGAAAAAAACAUUAACUAUGGUGAGUGCUGAAAUCUGAAUGAACUUACAUGCUAACAAACAAGCUAGCUACACGCGUGCUGGGGAAAGUAGGUUAAGCAUAAAGUAACCUUUACCCUGCGAGACCCUCGCGUUUGUCAACUAAAUCAUAUUCCAACGCAAUUAACGUGGUUUCAUUGUAUUUUGUUUACCAAUAUUAGGCUGAACCUCAAGUGAACCCGAAGGCCUACCCACUGGCCGACGCCACGCUGACCAAGACCAUCCUGGACUUGGUGCAGCAAGCCUCCAACUAUAAGCAGCUCAGAAAGGGGGCAAAUGAAGGUAAGCUAUGUACUGGGACGGAUCACAAAUUAAGAAUUGGUUGAGAAGUAUGUGGCCAUUUGAUAACUUCUACUGAAUAUGUCCUCUGUGUGGUUAAGUUGGUGUGAAACGUGGUGCCAUCACAAGCUAAGACAACUACAAACAUGAUUUCUAUGUAAUGUUUGAAAUAUCAAUUUAAACAUUGACCGUUUAAACUAAUUUCACUUCUUAUAGUUUCUCUGCGGGAGAAAGUGUCUUGAUAAUGGAUUUCUUACUUUCAAGGGAUUACCAUUCUGCAGCUAUAGUCAAGGAAAUGAUGCAUGACUUUGAUGGGAAUACUAACCAUAGUUUCCUUUUCUCCUCCAGCCACUAAGACUCUGAACAGAGGCAUUGCUGAGUUCAUUGUGAUGGCUGCUGAUGCUGAACCACUGGAGAUCAUCCUCCACCUGCCUCUCCUCUGUGAGGACAAGAACGUCCCAUAUGUGUUCGUUCGCUCUAAGCAGGCUCUUGGCCGAGCCUGCGGGGUGUCUCGCCCCGUCAUUGCUACCUCAGUCACCAUAAAGGAGGGGUCUCAGCUCAAACCACAGAUUCAGUCUGCUCAGAUGGCUAUUGAGAGACUUCUUGUGUAAUUUUUGUUGCACUGAUAUGAUAGAAUUGUAUUGAAAAGAGAGGGAGAUCAAUCCCAGUUUUCCAUCUGUUGUCAAAUGAAAAAGAAAUUCCUGCAUGAGGAGAGAAUUUAAUUGUUUUUUAUAUUUUAGGACAGUAAGUUGACUUCAGUGUAUCAUUUUGGCGUAUUAAAACAUUUUUAUUUUAACAUGGAUUUUUUUAUUUGAUUCUUUGUGUUUUCACUUACAUUUUUAACCCUGUAAGUAAAUCUUUCAAAUGAGCGUAAUUGGCAUGAAAGUCAACAAAUAUUGCCAAAGCAUGAACAAUACCACACACUGAGCACUAAACAAUAUAUAUUUGAGUUAUACUAUAUACAGUAUAAGCCAAAAGUUUGGACACACCUUCUCAUUCAGUGUCUUUUCUUUAUUUUUUUUAUGACUAUUUACAUUGUAGAUUAUCGCUGAAGGCAUCAAAACUAUGAAUGAGCACAUGUAGAAUUUUGUGCUUAUAAAAAAGUGAAAUAACUGAAAACAAGUUUUAUAUUAUAGUUUCUUUAAAGUAGCCACCCUUUGCUCUUGAUGACAGAAGUAACCCUGACAAAGCCCACCUGUGAAGUAAAAACCAUUUCAGGUGACUACCUCAGGAAGCUCAUUGAGAGAACAGCAAAAGUUUUCAGCGCAAUCAAAAAAGCAAAGGGUGGCUUCUUUGAGGAAUUUAAAAUAUAAUACAUGUUUUCAAUUAUUUCAUACUUUUUUCUUACGCACAUGAUUCCACGUGUUCAUUCAUAGUGUUGAUGCCCUCAGUGAGAAUCUACAAUUUCAAUAGUAAUGAGAAUAAAGAAAAUGCAUUAAAUGAGAAGAUGUGUCCAGACUUUUGGCCUGUACUGUACGUGAUGAAAUACUGUAAAUAAUUAAACAGUCCAAGGUAAUGGAUGUGAAAUAGUAAAUCUACAUUUAAUUGCAUGAGUUUAACAGCUCAGCCAAAGGCCUUUUUUAGUAGUGAGAAAACUCAGUGUUUAUACAGGAAUAUGAAUUUAUUCCACUGCAAGUCAAAAUCCAACAUUCAAACUCUUUCAAUCAGUAGUAUGACAUGAAAGGUGUUCACUAUUGAUACAGAAAAAUCCCCCGAAUCGUAUUACUAUGGCGGGGUGGGCAAUCAUGUGCCAUGGAGGGCCAAAACUCCACCAGGUGAUUUCACUGAUUACCUUACCUCCAAGCAGAGAGCAGGGACUAAUCAGUGAAAUCACCUGGUGGAGUUUUGGGUUGGAAAGAAGACCUGCAGCCUCUUGGCCCUCCAUGGCACUUGAUUGCCCACCCCUGGCCUGUACUACGGUGUCAAAGGUCUGUUCAUUGAGUUAGGUUUAUGUACUGAUUGAGAUUGAGCCAUUGUUAUCACUUUUAUUUAUAUUUUCAUUAAAAAAUAUAUUUGUCUAUGAAAUGUUGCAUACUUGAAGGCUGCCUGUCAUCGCAGGGAAGAAAAAGACAAUUAAAUAAUAGAAAUCUCAAUGUCUUGGUAGCAUAAUGUGUCCAAAAUCAUCAAAACUUACCCAAACG